This is a messenger RNA of Pollicipes pollicipes, 2883 nucleotides long. Its product is annotated as ES1 protein homolog, mitochondrial. The transcript is spliced from 5 exons. NCBI's taxonomy places the organism in Eukaryota, Metazoa, Arthropoda, Thecostraca, Pollicipedomorpha, Pollicipedidae. Bases 327 to 1199 code for a protein of 290 amino acids. The record is from RefSeq and is a predicted model, not a curated record. Gene Ontology annotation, cellular component: mitochondrion.
UCGUGCAUUAUGAGCACCAUGAGUGUCGUCCUUGUGUCACACCUGUUCGUUUGUCAAGUCUUUUUUAAUUGCGUCUUACAUGGAUCGUUGCUGAAUUUCUCGAAUUCGGACGAGGAAUCAGGAACGAACGAGUGCUGGGACUUGGCAGAUAAAAUUUUGGAACUGUGUUAUUGAGGACAUUUUGUCAUACUUGAACGUUCAACAUCAGAAAACUUCGGUUGAUCAUAGCUGACAGACAUUCUGAUAAUAGUCUUGCUAUUUAAGUUGCCAAUUAGCUCUUGAAAUGUCUAAAUUUUCAAAACAACACUCCUCCCAUACAAAUCAAAAUGGAGAUGACAAAGGCAUUUAAAGUUUGGCAUCGCAAUCACAAGUUCAUACUCUUUCAAGGGAGCAUGUGGUUUGGGACAAAAACAAAGAAGAGACUACUGGCAGCAGGCAUGGCUCUGCGGCUUGCCUCGGCCGUUCUUGCUCGCCGAUCGGCAGGGCAUGGCGUGCGCCUAUUCUGCGUCUCCUCGCAGAAGGCUGCUCCCACCAUCGCUAUGGUGCUGGCAGGCAGCGGAGUGUAUGACGGCUCCGAGGUGCACGAGGCCUCGGCCUGCCUGGUCCACUUGUCCAGAGCUGGUGCCACCGUCCACUGCUAUGCGCCCGACAUCAAGCAGAUGCACGUCAUCGACCACACUAAGGGGGAGCCGGCAGAGGGCGAGUCCCGCGGGGUGCUGCAGGAGUCGGCCCGGAUCGCCCGGGGGCAGAUCCAGAACCUCAGCGAGCUGGACGUCAGCAAGGCGGACGCAGUCGUCGUCCCCGGCGGAUUCGGCGCCGCCAAAAACCUUUCGUCGUUCGGCACGGAGGGCGCCGCGAUGACAGUGCUCCCCGAGAUGGAGCGCGUGCUGCGUGAGUUCCACGCGGCUGGCCGGCCGCUGGCGCUGUGCUGCAUCGCGCCGGUGCUAGCGGCGCGCCUGUUGCCGGGGGCGCGGCUCACACUGGGCGGACGCGGCCAGCAGUGGCCGUACGCGGGCGCGCUGGACGUGGCCGCCGGCUGGGGCGCCGCCGUCCAGGAGUGCGGCGUCGGCGAGGCGUGCGUCGACGCCGACAACCGGCUGGUUACCACGCCCGCCUUCAUGUACGACACUCGCCAGUUCCACCUGGUCUUCGACGGCGUAGGCAAGAUGAUCGAUGAGCUGAUGAAGAUGCUAAAUUAGAGCUGGAUGGGGUGGCCAGGGGGGGCGGCCGCGGUGCGGGAGGUCGAGCGCGCUGGCGACAGGCGGGAAGACACUUUGACGCCGUGUUGCGCGGCCGCGGCGCUGUUCAGAGCUGUGUCACUGCGGCCGUGUCCCCCGGGUGACUGCCAGAACCGUGAUCAUCGGUGCAGUGCCGACGUGCUGCCGUCAUAGAUGGGCUCAUCGAGUUUUAUGAUUUGGCUACUAUUGUGCUCUACCUGGCUGUGUGUGUGUGUGUGCGUGUGUGUGUGUGUGUGUGUGUGUGUGUGUGUGUGUGUGUGUGUGUGUGUGUGUGUGUGUGUGUGCGUGCGUGCGUGCGUGCGUGCGUGCGUGCGUGUGUGUGUGUGUUUGUAAAUACUUGGUUUACGGAUACAUAAAAAUGCAAUACACCUGGGAUGUGGGGACAUUUUGGUUUGUGGGCACAUGCUGUGUUCCCUCAAACUGGUUGAAAAAAAGAUCGUACUGGAGGUUCCUUUUGCCACGUUAGCUCGAGCGCCGGUCGAUAAGUUUUACGGGCACGCGAUUUUUAUGUGCCCACAUCCCACCACUAUUACCUUUGGAGUAUGCAUACUCGAAGUAUGGUAGUGGGCGGAGCCAAUUGUGGCUGGCAAGUUUGUGGGUGUUGAAGGUACCCACAUACCAGGAGUGACACAUAAACGCAAAUAUUCAUCAGCUGAGUGUAUACUGAUGUUAAACAGCGGAAAAUCCACGUAGCGAAUUGGUUUGUGUAACAGAUUUAAUUCAAAAGCAACGUCAGGGUUCGUGGUUCGGGCCUAUGGCAGGGCGAUACCCUUGAUGAUAUCGGGCCCAUGAUCCGUCCAUUGUUCUGGACUAUGCUGACAUUCUUGUGAACGUGGAUGACCGUAUUAAACACUGCGAUGUCUAGAUAUAUAGUAAUAUGAGGCCCAUGCCUUUUCUGUAACCCUCAUCAUUUCGUAGCCCCUGAUAACGCCUAGCCCGUAAUUAUCAUGCCUCCGACCGUGUCGAAGGCCCCUGACCGUGACACAUCUUGGCAUUUGGAGUCCCCGACUUCAGCAAGUCCCUGGCCUUGGCGAUGUCAAUGUUGGGGGCCUAUGACCGUUUCUGGGCCCCGUCCAUAUAGCCCCUGACACUGCUAAUGUGGUGGCCGUGAGGGUCAAUGUUGGGCCAUUGGCCAUGUCGAACCUCUGACUGCGUCAGGCGGCGCAGUGACAGUGAUGACCAGUGUCGGUGUCGGAGCCCAGAUCGUGUUGGGCCGCUGAACACGUCUUCCCGGUAGAAUCGGACCCUUCGUCAUGUCGCAACCCUGAUUAUGGUGGAGGUCUAUGGCUGUGACAGGGUUCUUGGCCGUGCUAGGUCCUGACCGUUACGGGGCAUGACUGUGUGAGAACUCCUGGCCUUGCUGACCUCUCAACGUGGCGGGGCUCCUGACCGUUAACACUUAAACCUUUUCAGAGCCCCUGUCCACGUUGGGCACGUGGAUGUAUCAGGCCCGCUAAGUGUAUAGAGCCUCUGAACGUGCCUGGGCUUCUGCCUGAGCCAUGGCACUGACAACGGUGGUCUGGGUCGAGCCCUGUAGCAGUAUCGAGGCUCCUGAUAAUGUUGGGCCGAUGGCUACUUCAGUCCCUGAUGGCGCUGGGCAGUAGCAGUUUCACAAUCCUUGGCCGUAUCUGGCUUUUUAGGCUGC